Molecule: messenger RNA, 3526 nt
Organism: Humulus lupulus (European hop)
Lineage: Eukaryota; Viridiplantae; Streptophyta; Magnoliopsida; Rosales; Cannabaceae
Product: serine/threonine-protein kinase EDR1
Exons: 14
Coding region: 235-3279 (1014 amino acids)
Biological process (GO): protein phosphorylation
Molecular function (GO): protein kinase activity; ATP binding
Source: RefSeq, a predicted model, not a curated record
UCACUCCCUUAAGUUUUCCCUCCUUUCAAUUCCUAACAUAACAUAACACUUUCCUCUCUCUCUCUCUUCCCCCUCAACGUGGAUUGACCCUGGUCUUCAUAAAUUUCAAUCAAAAUAAACAAGAACAAGAACAAUAAUUUUGCCGAGAAAGUUUGAUAAAAAAUUGCCGAGAAAGUUUCCGAGAAAACUAGUGAAAUACUGGAUUCCACACUCAGAAAAUCCAGUAAAGUAAAGAUGAAACACAUUUUCAAGAAGCUCCACAUAGGGAGCAACCACGAGCCCAAUCGAUCGUCCACCGAAGGUUCGACCUCAACUUCAAUUCCUGUUACUUCGUUAUCAUGUUCUUCCGAUCACCGUACCGCCUCCACUCCGCAAUCCGCCAAUUCUCCCGGGAGUCCUUCGUCUUCGCCCUCCCCGUCGCCGGCUUCCACUGUCAGCACUGUGAGCACCACCACCAACACCAACACCAACACCAACACCAACACCAUUCCACCGUCAACGGCUGCGAAUCGGUCCGACUAUAUGUCUUCCGAGGAGGAGUUCCAGUUUCAACUUGCCCUGGCAAUCAGCGCUUCGAAUUCGGAAAUUCGCGAUGAUCCUGAGAAGGAUCAGAUCCGAGCCGCGACGAUCUUGAGCUUGGGAAAUCAUAAGAUCGAGUCGGCGAGGGAGAAGGACGAGGCUGCUGCAGAGGCCCUGUCGAAGCACUACUGGGAGUACAAUGUGCUUGAUUACGAGGAGAAAGUGGUUGAUGGUUUUUAUGAUGUGUAUGGACACCCCACAGAAACAGCAAUUCAAGGAAAAAUGCCAUCUCUAACAGAUCUUGAAACAAGCAAUGGGAGUUCUGGCUUUGAAGUUUUAUUAGUCAACCGAACCAUUGAUCCUGCUUUGGAAGAGUUAAUUCAAAUUACACAAUGCAUUGCUGUAGACUGUCCUGUUAGCGAUGUUGGCAUUUUGGUUCUGAGGCUUGCUGAACUUGUUGCGGGACAUAUGGGUGGCCCUGUUAAGGAUGCUAAUGUCAUGUUGGCUAGGUGGAUGGAAAGAAGUAUGGAGUCGAGGCAAUCUCUACAUACAAGUGUGUUACCUAUUGGGUCUAUAACUAUUGGCCUCUCAAGACACCGUGCUCUGCUUUUUAAGGUAUUAGCAGACAAUAUCAAAAUGCCUUGUAGACUUCUGAAGGGUAGUCAUUAUACAGGUGUUGAGGAUGGUGCUGUGAAUGUAAUAAAGCUGGAGGAUGAAAGGGAGUUUUUGGUUGAUCUCAUGGCAGCUCCUGGAACACUUAUACCAGUUGACGUCCCAAAUGCAAAAGAUUCUACAUAUAGACCAUUCAAUCCAAGCAUAAGCAAAGUUCCGGCUCGCUAUUCCUUAAACAAUACUGGAGUUGCUUAUUCCACACAAAAACCUUUCCAAGGUGAGGGCAGCAGCCACAAUCCUAUGAUUGAAAGUAGUUCAGUACAAGAUGGAAGACCAAGACCAAUUGAAUCUGUGCCUGCAAUUUCAGAUUCAAGUGUUGACAACAGUGUCGGUUCUUCUAGAGUAUCCAAUAAAGCAAGUCCUUCUAAUCAAUUGGAUAAUUUUUCAUCAGCAGCCAUGGGGAAUACUCACUAUAAAGGCAGUCGUGGAGCUCAUGCAGUUGAUGGUGGUGUGAGGAUGAAUAUUAAUGUAGUUCCAUAUAAUCAAAACCAGGAGGAUCCUAAGAACCUCUUUGCGGAUCUUAAUCCAUUCCAAAUAAAAGGACCUGGAAAAAACUCUGUGUAUAACAAACCGGCAGAGAGUAAAGUUGAUGAGCUUCAAAGAGCAAGGAAUAAGAUUGUCCCUGGCCGACCUCCUGUACCACUGAUGUGGAAAAGUCGUUAUACUUGCAAUGAAAUACCUAAGAAAGAGAGUGAUUAUUCGGAGAAUAUCUUUUCAAGAAUUAACCGUGAACCUAAUGAUAAUAAUAUUUCAUCAUUAGCUUCCACCAGCAGUUCAUCUGAAAAGGUCAAUAAUGACGGUUUUAAGUCAUCUGGUAAUACAAGUACAUCCAGUAAGGACAACUAUGAUGAAAAGAAUUCUGCGUUCAAUUCAAGUUCAUUGUCGGCAGCACAAACAAGUGAAUUUGAAACGGUGACUUCAGGAGAUGAUCGAAACACUAGUUUUGUGGAAGGAAAACCCAGGGAUUCGAAGGAUUUGCAGACUGAUUGGAUAUAUGUGAACAAAGAAGGUGAAAGCAAUGAAAAUGUCUUAAAUAACCGUAGAAAAGGCACACAUGACAGAUUCAUGGAUACCAAUCUGAAAUUGAAGGCCCCGGAAGGUCCUUCCGCAACAGCUAAUUCUGCCAGAAAUAGGAUGGAUCAAGUAUUUGAUGAUGUAGAUGUAGGUGAAUGUGAAAUUCCAUGGGAGGAUCUAGUUAUUGGUGAAAGGAUUGGUCUAGGUUCAUAUGGGGAAGUAUACCAUGCAGAUUGGAAUGGAACAGAGGUAGCUGUAAAGAAGUUUUUGGACCAAGAUUUCUCAGGCGCUGCUUUGGACGAGUUUAAAAGAGAAGUACGAAUUAUGCGUAGGUUACGGCAUCCAAAUGUUGUUCUUUUUAUGGGUGCUGUUACUCGACCACCAAACCUAUCUAUUAUUACUGAGUUUCUUCCAAGAGGAAGCUUAUAUCGGAUUAUCCACCGUCCUCUUUGUCAAAUUGAUGAGAAACGUAGAAUUAAAAUGGCUCUUGAUGUGGCCAGGGGUAUGAAUUGCUUACAUACUAGCAUACCCACAAUUGUUCACCGGGAUUUGAAAUCACCUAAUCUUUUGGUUGAUAAAAACUGGAAUGUGAAGGUUGGUGAUUUUGGACUGUCUCGCUUGAAGCAUAAUACAUUUUUAUCAUCCAAGUCAACUGCAGGAACGCCUGAGUGGAUGGCACCUGAGGUCCUUCGCAAUGAACCCUCAAAUGAAAAGUGCGAUGUAUAUAGCUUUGGAGUGAUUUUGUGGGAGCUUGCUACACUUAGAUUGCCUUGGAGCGGGAUGAACCCCAUGCAAGUUGUCGGUGCUGUUGGUUUUCAGAAUCGUCGCCUGGAAAUCCCCGUGGAAGUUGAUCCUAAGGUUGGAAGAAUAAUCUGGGAAUGUUGGCAGACUGAACCAAACUUGCGUCCCUCAUUUGCAGAGCUCACAGUAGCUCUCAAGCCCUUACAGCGACUUGCUGCUGUACCAUCCAAUCAGGACCAGCCAAGUUCACCUCUACCACAAGAAAUCUCACGAAACCUCUCUCCGGCUGCUGCCGGGAAGCAUGUUAGAUCGGUCCGAUCGGGCCGCUACUAAUGACCUGUCCGAGGAACACCAAAGCAUCAUCCCUAUUGUAUAAGCAUACCAUUGGCAAUAGCGUGCCACAUUAUUAUUACUGGCUCAUGAAGGAAAUCGUCGUUGUGGUGAACUUCGAUUAGUCGCAGUGAUAUUUCUCUAGAUCUAUAGACUUGUUCUUGGACACAUACCCUUCAUGCUAGGAUUUGGUAGUUAAAAACAAAAGGAUGCGAAUGUGAUAAAAGUUCUUGUGGAAUCCAUUUUAUUA